AUGGAUAUUGUAGAGUUCUACGUAUCUUGUAACCCUCCAUUACUCCCUAAAGGAGUGGCGCUGAUAUUUGCGAGUGUCGAGGAAAAUGAUGACCUUGGAAUCAUUGAAAUCCUCUACGAACCUGAGAUCCCUUGGUUUAAGCUCAUUGUCCCAAGGGCUUCUCAGCGCGAAAUCUCCGAUUGGAUGCACUCUCAACUGGCAGAGCUAAUGGAAUCAGAAGCCGACACUGUUAUACGAGACGAAGACGAAGAUGAUCUCGGUACAUCUGCCAAUCAACCUGAUAUCGAGGUUAUAGUCGAGGACCCACACAUUAUUGCCUAUUCUUCUCUCCAAACAAUCCUGAAAGAUACACUCAGUCAAUAUGAUGCGUUCCGAUAUCCCGCCAUUAUCAAAACUCUGCCUUACAAAACAGUCUGGCGAGUUCCAGAAUCAUCCGGAGUCACUAUUCUGCAGAUUCUCUCGAAUUACGAGUCCUUGGGAUUUGUGUUGCCUUCGGGCCCAAGCAUUGGCAGCCUUCAAACACUUACAAAAUGUGUUAUUACAUAUAAUUUCCAGGGUUCCUUAUUGUACAUCGGCAGCAGUGAAAGUGAACAAGCACUGGGCUUUGCAAAACAAAAACUUUACACUCUAGCAAGCUUCAUGGAUGCCCCCUUGGCCCCUAUCACUCAUAUGGUCUUUACUGAAACUUCGAGCUCGGCUACACUCUGUUACCGAUUCAUGACACAUACGGGACUAUCCAAAUUGACCUAUGUUGAUUCCACCGGCACCGAUCAGAGCCAGGACCUGGAGUACACCUCGAUCGCCAGUGCGGUGUCCUUGAGAAUGGAAUCUCUCAAUCGAUACCGGCAGCCUGUGCCCGAUUGCGUCAAGUACCCAAUUCCGGAGACCGGUAACUUGACAAAAUGGCAUCCAGAAUUUCACCCAUUCUCUGGAUAUUCAUAUGGAAACAAACGCUCUGGUACCAUCCCUAUUAUCGAGAAGAAAAGACCCCAACAGAAGAUCCAUCAUCAAGAAUCGGAUAGUGUCGGCAAGAACACAGCCAGCACUAACGGACACCGCAAUCUCAAGCAUGUCGGCACAGACUUACCACAAGUUCGAAAGUGCUUAGAAGAUUACAGCAUCGAGUCCAGCGGAGAUGGUGACCAUCUGAAGCCACCCUCACUUCUGACUGGGGACAGUGAAAAGCAGGAGGAGGGAACAGCAACAAGCCCGCCAUGCGACUCCCGACGAUGUAUUGAAGAGCCAAGGUUCGUCAACACUAAAGACGUCCCUCUUAUGGCGGCCAAGAUCAAAGAUCAGAUGCCAGGAUCAGGUUACCAUGCUUCUUUGAGCCAACUUCCAUUGGGCUUGGAAAUGCCAGAAAACAGUUUCGAGCCCCUCGACUUCCCGAAUUCUUCUGGUCUGCAGUCUAAUGCUACAAGGGAUUUGAUGGACAUUAAUGAUGGCCCCAUCCCAACUCCGGCACUGAUGGAUAACAUCCCUUUGCACGAUCGCGGAAAUAAACUUCAGACUAUAUCAGAGGAUCAAGUUAUUCGUUCUGAGGUCACAUUCGGCAAAAAAAACCUUCAGGAGAAAACACUAUUCGAUACCAUGAGACAAAAAGCUGCCUCUGGGCUAAGCUGGGCCAGCGUAGCCUCAAAGAAGAAAGACGAAAAACGAGACGACAAGCCGACCUUCGGGUUGAAUGUGCCUGUCACAUUUGUCCCUGACAAUCGUUCUGCAACUCAGCGUUCAGCAACGCCAGCAUCCGGGGUUAUUGCCAGCCCCGACCCUUUCCGGGCUGAGCAGAGAGAAGAGCACGACAGAGACCAGUCUAUUUUGGUUGAGAAACCCAAGACUGAUCCAGUCUCACCGGCCUUACGAAUUGUUCCGGGAAUAGACAUGCCAUCAGCGAUUGAGGUGGAUUAUAGCGAGUUUCUGUCACAGGCUGAGAACAAGCUCCGUAAGUUGGUUGAAGUUCUGCAAAUAGUCCCCGGGAAAGUGAGCAUCCAAGCUCAAUUUGGGCGGCUGUGCAGAAAAGAUAUAUUUCCCAGUUUUGUCUAUGACAGUCAAUCUCAAUCUCCAUCGUGGGCUGUUGAUGAAACUGUUGAGGCUCUAAAUUCUCAAAAUCCGCACAUGGGAUUUUAUCCCAUCCUCACAACCAGCGGAGCAGAAGCAAACUCGAUCCCUCGGAUGUCUGGUGGAAGAUCUCCAUGGAUACUGACGGGAAAACGAGUUUACUACGAAUUUCACUGCUUCGCCGGAAAGACAUCUGAGGUUAUCGUGCAAGUUGAUGCCGAUACCUUCGAGCAUCAAUACUUCCCCCCGACGAUUGAAGUCUCAAAGACUUUCGUGCAUUGCACUCGGCGUGCAUGGGAUAUCAAAUUUUCUGUCUCCCGCAUGUAUAUGGAGGGGAUGGCCGAUGAUAUGGAAGAGUUUGCUGCAUCAUUGGUGCGCUCCCUGAGUAUCGAAACGAAUGAGAUGGGCGAGCUCGUAAUCAGUACCGAACCGAAGAGCAUCUCGAAUUUGAGCGUCGACAGGGUCAGAAUAUGUCACGAAGCCUGGUACCAAGAUGGACGGAAGGGCCCUAGCUGUCUGAAGGUUACAAUGAUACGACGAGUCGAGAAGCUUCCUGGUAUCCCCAGAGGAACGUAUCGUGGUCAGUCAGUUCCAGUAACAGCGCCUGCAAAUGGCCGGCCUGGCCAGUGGUUUGAGACAAGCAUUUCAUCCGUACGAGCAGAAGAGAUAUUCCAAGAGAACAUCGGUCUAGAGUUCGGGGAUAAAACACAUUGGACGCCUGAAAUCCUACACCACCAGGGCGUUUUCAGAGCCAUCUCUGAGCCAGCAUUGCAAAUGGUCAGAAAGAUGGACCAUGUCGGUGAUUCGAACUCCAACGGACAAGGCCCUCGCUCUGAUCAACAGUCGUACAGUGCUGCUCAGGAUUCAAAGGCCCGGCAGAAAGGGACAUACUUUUGGUAA
Messenger RNA from Fusarium tjaetaba, 2958 nucleotides. RefSeq lists its product as uncharacterized. The transcript has 5 exons. The coding region runs from base 1 to 2958 and encodes 985 amino acids. The record is from RefSeq and is a predicted model, not a curated record. NCBI's taxonomy places the organism in Eukaryota, Fungi, Ascomycota, Sordariomycetes, Hypocreales, Nectriaceae.